Molecule: messenger RNA, 2289 nt
Organism: Letharia columbiana
Lineage: Eukaryota; Fungi; Ascomycota; Lecanoromycetes; Lecanorales; Parmeliaceae
Exons: 3
Coding region: 1-2289 (762 amino acids)
Source: RefSeq, a predicted model, not a curated record
AUGUCAUGCCUUUAUGGCAACAGGGUGAAAGAGGAUGAAUACGAAUUGCUGUUGCAAACCCUUGAGCCUCAUGGUCGAAAUUCUCGUCGAUAUUCUAUCUCUCAAGCUCAUCAAGAGAGCUUCCAAUGGAUCUGGGAUACCCAGAACUCGAGGCCUGGUUUCAGUAAAUGGCUACGCAGCGAAGAUCCCAUAUUCUGGAUUUCUGGAAAACCAGGGGCAGGCAAGUCAACACUGAUGAGGUAUUUGAUGGAAAGCGAGCAGACCAUGCACCUCUUCUCCGGAAAGCCAGAUGCGAUGAUUCUUGUUCACUAUUUCUUUCAUGAGCUAGGCGAGUCACAGGAGAAGAGCUUUGGAGGCCUGUUGCACGCCAUCGUCUAUCAACUUCUCAUCGGCUUACACAAGAAGAAUCAAGGUACCCUUUUCCGGCUCUGCGAACUGCUCAAGCCACAUCUAUGUCGGAACCCCACUUCCAAAGCUGCCUUAUCAGACUAUGUAUUGAUGACAAUACUCCAAAAAGUUGUCGCAGAGUGCAAAGAAACACUGAGGGUAUGUUUAUUCAUUGAUGGUUUCGAUGAGUGCCAAGGAGAUCACCGGGAGCAACUGGACUCCUUGACAGAUUGGGUCAGGUCCUCGUCCAACAAGAAGCUUUCGGUGAGAGCUUGCAUCGCUAGCCGUGUCGAAAUGGAGAUAGAACUUCGUCUCUCAAACGAGCCCACCUUUGCAAUUCAUCAUUUCACAAAACAUGACAUCUCAACCUACGUUACCACAAAAUUGAGACGAGCUUGGGACUUGAUGGCCCAACAGCGAGAUGGGACAACAGCAAAAUAUGAUCAGAAGCUUGUUGACCGAGUCGUCAAAAAAGCUGAAGGUGUCUUCGUCUGGGUUACUAUUGUAGUCUCUCAGCUCGUUGUGGCCAUAGAGGAAGAGAACGAAUCUCACGAUCUCUACGAAUCGCUAGCGGAUCUGCCAGAGGGUCUCGAACAGCUAUACGCAAGUGUCAUCGACAAAAUAGACCAGAGAUAUCGGCACGACACAGUCAACUUUCUCAGCCUUAUCCAAAAAUCGAGUCACUUGAAUUCAUCAGCCCGUGCGGACACUUUACUCAAGUUUAGUGCUGCUAUCCAGGACCCUAUGAGCGCAAUCUCGUGUAAAGCGUAUCUUGAAACAGGCUUUACCACCGACGAUGCUGGCCUCCCACAUCAUCAGUGUGCGCAGGUGAGACGUCGGUUGCAACGCAGAUGCCGAGGCCUUAUCGAAAUCGAGGAUGCUGAAGACCUUCCGGGCGCUAGAGUGGCUUUUCUACACCGGACUGUGAAAGAGUACGUCACUGGAAGCCAGCUCUUUGAGAGAACGCUUGACGAGGUAGACAGCAAACUUCUGAGAAACCCAGCCGUUGCUCUUAUGGCUAUGAACUUGCGCCUUGUGAAAGUCUAUCCAGAGUACGUGGAAUCUCAUAAUAUUUCUAUGGAAGCGCAGUCUCGUGAUGAGGUUAGGGACCUACGCGUUUGCGGGUUUUUUUUUGCCGCGAGAGCUGCCCAAUUUAGUAUUGGAUCUUCUCAGAUUCCCUAUGUUGAGGAGCUGGAUCGGGUCCUCUCCCUUUCCUAUCCAGACUGGACCAACUCUCACUACGGAUGGCGAAUCCACAAAGCUCGCCCAGACUGGAACACGGAUCUAUUAAGUCUGGCUGUCAGUUAUGAUCUUGCCCUCUACGUUCACCAGCAGAUUAGGAAGAAUGGAAAAGGCAUAAUUGAGAAAGCUCAUGGUCGACCUCUACUCUUUUACGCUUUUGAUGCUCUAUCCUUGAACAGAUAUAAUCCAGGCGUGAACACAUUUCAUUCCUGCGAAGUAUUGCUCGAGAAUGACGCUGAUCCAAUGGAGAAUUUUAAAUCACAUACACCAUGGUCAUUCGCGAUACUGGUAUUGGGCAGAUAUAUGGCAUCUCCCCCUUAUCAGCUUCACAUCGGGAAGCUUUUUACGCUCAUGCUCGAGCAUGGAGCAGAUCCAUUCCAGCCUGUUGAUCACAACAUCGACGAUUGGUGGUGGUUCAAACAUUUUAAAAAGCUUUACAGUACAGUCUUUCACGUGGCUCUGUACUCCAUGGAGCAGUGGAAAUAUAUCUUUAGACCAAUACUCAGAUUGUUGGUAGAUCACUGCAACGACUUUGAGGCGACCGACUCAGAUGGUAUCGGAAUCCAAGACUGGGCGGACAGUCUCAAUCCAGAGAUAGGGACUUUCCUUGGACAGGAAAUUGCAGCGAAAAGGACACACAAAAGACGCCGGAGACACUGA